This is a messenger RNA of Acanthosepion pharaonis, 633 nucleotides long. Lineage: Eukaryota; Metazoa; Mollusca; Cephalopoda; Sepiida; Sepiidae. The record is from the annotation of a GenBank genome assembly.
AUGUUUUUUACUUCUUUUAGGGCUCCGUCCUUUUGCUGCUCAUUGGCUAAUCCAGGUCCAACUGAUGAGAGCAAAUUUAGUGUUACUGUGGAUCCCGUUAAAAUAUUAGUUUGCUUUGCUAUCGUCGAAUGUUUCAUUCCAGACCGUGAUUUAAUACCUGGCGAUUUGCAAUAUGAUAAUAUCAUCAAAGGAAUAGACAAUUCUCGUAAGCUUCUCAUUGUCCUAACACCAACAUAUCUUUCUUUGCCUGAAAAAACAACAGGAAAAAAAGGUUUCAUUCCAGGCCGUGAUUUAAUACCUGGCGAGUUGCAAUAUGAUAAUAUCAUCAAAGGAAUAGACAAUUCUCGUAAGCUUCUCAUUGUCCUAACACCAACAUAUGUUAAAGAUUAUAAUCAGAAUUACAUCUUUAACUUACUGCUUCUUCAGUCAAAUAAAAUGAAAAAAACAAUCAUUCCAAUAAUCCUCAAGAGUUGUAGCAUCCCAGACAAACUUAAAAUAUUUACGCCAAUCUGUUUCACAAAGAAAAGUGACUGGGACCAGCUUCGAAUGAGUCUUACUGCUAAUACGAGUUCAGACUCUGAUCUUGAAGAAAGAAUGUCUUCCCUGAAUAUCAGCGAGAGUGAAGAAGACUAA